Molecule: messenger RNA, 2874 nt
Organism: Chrysemys picta bellii (western painted turtle)
Lineage: Eukaryota; Metazoa; Chordata; Testudines; Emydidae
Product: zinc finger protein 497-like
Biological process (GO): regulation of transcription by RNA polymerase II
Cellular component (GO): nucleus; nucleoplasm
Molecular function (GO): DNA-binding transcription repressor activity, RNA polymerase II-specific; RNA polymerase II cis-regulatory region sequence-specific DNA binding
Source: RefSeq, a predicted model, not a curated record
CCCUCCCACCAUCACUUCCCGUGCCUGGGAAACUACACUCCCCAUGGUGCUUUGCAAGGGCCGGUCCUUAUCGGCUGCUUCCUGCCCCUCAAGCGGCGGCGGGGAGCGGGGGGGUCGCUGCAUGGAGUCGGGACCCCCGAGCACGGAGCCGGCUGCCGCUGCCACCCGCCCGGCCGGGGACGGGGCCCCCAGGGCCGAUGGGUGCCUGGACUCUCGUGCAUGGGCUGAGGAGCAGGACGCUCCCAUGACGGUGUCAGUGUGUGGCCGGCGUUCUCUGGCGGCCCUUGUACUCAACACCCCCUUGCUUGUUCCUCAGGUCAUGGGCCCAGAUGUCAGCCCGAGGAGGACAACAGAGCUGCUGAGAUGGCUCCACCAAUCCGGGAAGUUCCCGGAAAUGCCCAAGAGAGAGGCCUGGCCUCCGUGUCAUUGACCGGCCCCAAGACGGAGGAGGAGGAAGUCCUCAAGAUGGCGUGUCUCAGAGGGGAUGUUGUUGUGGAGACCACCAGGGGGCAGGCAGUAUGGAUGACCGUGGCCAACAUGUUGACUCCCAAUAUGGACAUUCCUGGAAAGGGCCAAUGGGGACGUUCAGCCUCCGUCUCACCGACUGUCCCUAAGGUCGAAGAGGAGGAGGAGACUGCCAAGAUGGAGCCUCUCAACGGGGAUGUUGCUGUGAAGGCACAAGGGGGAUGUUCACCAUGGAUGACUAUGGCCAAGAUGAUGCCUCCAAACAUGGAUGUUCCUGGUGUGGGCCAGCCGGAACGUGUAGCCUCAGAUUCAUUGCCUGUCCCUAAGACAGAGGAGGAGGCCGAAGACACCAGGAUGCUGCCACCCGAAGGGUCUGUUUACACAAAGGCCCAAGAGGGACAUGCAACAUGGAUGACCAUGGCCAAGAUGGAGCCUCUCAACGGGGAUGUUGACGUGAAAGCCCGAGGGGAACCCUUGACCCUGAUGCCUUUCCCUAUCUCCAAGGCCGAGGAGGAUGAAGCCACCAAGCCGGUAACUCCCCCUGCUCCUGCUUGCCGGGAGCGCCCGUACCGCUGCGGCGAAUGCGGCAAAGCCUUCUCCCGCAGCUCGUCCUGCGUCAAGCACCAACGCACCCACACGGGCGAGCGCCCCUAUGGGUGCCCGGAUUGUGGCAAGUCCUUCGGCCAGAGCUCCACCCUCAACCGGCACCGCCAGGCCCACCUGGCCGACAGGCCGCACCGCUGCACUGACUGCGGCAAGGCCUACGGGACCGCCUCGGCCCUGGCCCAGCACGGCAAGAGUCACCUGGCCGAGAAGCCCCACCGGUGCCCGCAGUGCGGCAAAGGGUUCAGUGAGCGGUCGAACCUGGCGAAGCACCAGCUGACCCACACAGGCGAGCGGCCCCACCGGUGCGCCCAGUGCGGCCGCGGCUUCAGCCAGAAGGCCAAUCUCCGGCGUCACCAAGAGACUCACCGCGGCGCUGAGCUGCACCGGUGCGCCGACUGCGGGCGGGCCUUUCGCCACGCCCGGCGGCUGGCUCAGCACCGCCGGGCCUGCCACGCACCCGGCGAGCCCCACUCCUGUGCCGACUGUGGCCAAACCUUCGCCGCCCGCUCCCAGCUGGCCCGGCACCGGCGUGGGCACACGGACGAGCGCCCCUACCGCUGCGGCGUUUGCGGCAAGGCCUACGGCGUCAGCUCCCACCUGCUGGUGCACCUGCGCGGGCACACAGAGGAGCGGCCGUACCGCUGUGCCGAGUGUGGGGCCGGCUUCGCCGAGGCCGCCAAGCUGGCCCAGCACCGGCGCAGCCACACCGAGGAGAGGCCCCACCAGUGCGCUCAGUGUGGGCGGCGCUUCGGCCUGCGCUCCAACCUGACGCGGCACCAGCGGGCCCAUUCCGGCGAGAAGCCGCACCGCUGCAGCCAGUGCGGCAGGGCCUUCAGCCGCGGCUCCAACCUGGCCCAGCACCAGCGGACUCACCGUGGCGAGAAGCCGUACCGGUGCGGCCAGUGCGGCAAGGCCUUUGCCGUCAGCACCCACCUCCUCAUCCACCAGCGCUCCCACACCGGGGAGAGGCCCUUCCCCUGCCCUCACUGCGGCAAAGGCUUCACCGUCAGCUCCAACCUCCGGCAGCACCUGCGGAUCCACACCGGGGAGCGCCCGUACCCCUGUGCCGAGUGCGGGAAGAGCUUCCGGGCUCGGACUCACCUCCGGGCCCACCAGAAACUCCACGCAUGAGCGGGUGGGGCGGGGCCGCAGGGGAGACGGCGGGUCUGUGGCUGGCCACGGCUAUAGAGGGGGACAGCAGGAAGCGGUGGAGCUAGUUAUGGGGUUAGUUGUAGCUUAGGGAGCAUGGCUCUGUAGGGCCAUGGGGAAGUAUUGGGCGAGGGGUUAUGGGUUUUCAGAGCCAUGGGGGACCAUGGAGGUUUCUUGGAUCUUUAGGCUGAGAAGGGACGAUGAUGGGGGGUAGGUGGUAGCUUUGGUGGGGUUCAUAGAUGGAGUCUAACCUUGACGCACCUGAGUAUGAGCCACAGAGGCUCUCGGCACCGAUGGCAGAUGACACGGCCAGAAGGGACCAUCGUGAUCUGACUUACGGAGCAGAGAACCUCGCCCUGUGAUUCCCACAUCCAGUCCAUGGCGGGUGGUCGAGCUCGAGCGAGACGCCGGGUUGUCGUUUAAGGACUCCGAGCGGCAGAGACUCCACCAGCACCCGUGGCAAUCGGCUCCAUCGGUUAAUUAGGAGGCUGGGUUAAAAAUAUGGGUGGUGGUUCUAGUUUGAGGCAGGGGGAGGACUUCUGGGUUCUCUCCCCGGCUCUGAGAGGGGAGUGGGGACUAGUGGGUUAGAACAGAGGGGGCUGGGAGCCAGAACUCCUGGGUUCUCUCCCCAGCUCUGGCAGGGGAGUGGGGGCU